Eucalyptus grandis is the source of this 1374-nucleotide messenger RNA. RefSeq names its product spermidine hydroxycinnamoyl transferase. The coding region runs from base 1 to 1374 and encodes 457 amino acids. Lineage: Eukaryota; Viridiplantae; Streptophyta; Magnoliopsida; Myrtales; Myrtaceae. Gene Ontology annotation, molecular function: acyltransferase activity, transferring groups other than amino-acyl groups. The record is from RefSeq and is a predicted model, not a curated record. The transcript has 2 exons.
AUGUCCAUCACUGUGAGGUACCAAGGUACUUACACCAUAAAGCCUGAGACGGCGACAUGGGGUGGCCACCUACCGCUCUCAGAGCUAGACCAAAUUGGCACCAUCACCCAUGUGCCCAUCAUUUACUUCUACAAACUACCCCUUGAAUUGCUCCACCCAGCCGAUGCCAUCUUCAACAUUCUCCGGGUUUCACUGAGCCGUGUGCUGGUCCCGUUCUAUCCGCUCGCUGGAAGACUCAAGCGGCUUGACAGGGGACGGCUUCGACUUGAUUGCAAUGCCAUGGGCGUUUGGCUCAUCGAGGCCGAAUCCGAAGGCACGCUCAAUGACUUGGGCGAUUUUUGUCCAUCUCAGGAGUUUGAACAGAUUGUGCCAAGCGUGGACUACACGACGCCGAUCCAUGAGCUGCCGCUAUUGCUAGUUCAAGUCACCAAGUUCAAGUGUGGUGGGCUCGCUUUGAGCACCACUAUAUCUCAUGCGGUUGCUGAUGGGCCAAGUGCUACUCAUUUCAUGAACGAGUGGGCCCGUCUCGCCCGUGGCGAGCCACUGAGUGUUGAGCCGUAUUAUGAUAGAAAGGUUUUAUGGGUGGGUGAAGAUCCAUCCGGCGUACUGCUGCCACCGCCAAACUUGGAGCACUCCGAGUUUAACCACCCGCCAUUGCUAAUCGGCCACACUAAAAACCUGGAACAGCGCAUGAAGAAGACCACCAUGGCCUUGCUAAAGUUGACGAAGACCCAGGUUGAAUCCCUAAAGAAGGCGGCGAACAAGGAACGAGCCUGCAACAACCCUCGCCCCUACACCCGAUACGAGACGAUGGCCGCACACAUAUGGCGGUGUGCUUGCAAGGCACGCAAGCACAAGCCUGAGCAACCGACCGUGCUGUGCAUUUGCGUUGAUGCCCGCAGCCGCCUGCAGCCACCCCUAAAGCCCGGAUACUUUGGCAAUGCGACCUUUGACGUCGUCGCAGCUGGCACAUCCGGCGAGCUGGUGUCCAGCCCGCUCAGGUGCACCUCAAGCAAGAUUCGAGAGGCCAUCGAGGCAGUGACCUACGAACAUGUAAAGUCAACCAUUGAGCACAUCCGGAGACAACCGGACCUGACCAUGUUUCAGGAUCUGCAUGCGCUAGGAAGCACACAGGGGCUUUUCUAUGGAAACCCUAAUCUUGGGGUGGUGAGCUGGUUGACGAUGCCGGUGUACGGCCUUGACUUCGGGUGGGGGAGAGAGAUUCACAUGGGGCCUGGGAACCACGAUUUCGACGGCGAUUGUCUGGUUCUUCCAAGUUCUGAUGAAGCAGGUGGCUUGGUGGUUGCCGUGGGCUUGCAAAUAGAGCACAUGGAAGAUUUCAAGAAGUUCUUCUAUGAGGACAUCGUUGAGUAA